AUGACUUCCCAGCGAGAGGACUCGAUUCCGCACGAGCUACGAACGGCUGCAGAGCCCCGACAGCAGGGGCUGUACCCUGUGCGCCUGACUCGAGUGGAGCAGGCCAACCCCUCGAUUCGACUUCUGCAGUUUGGUAUCCCUGCACAUACGGAUAAUGUACAACCAUUCACCUUUCAGCCCGGUCAGUGGCUAGAUGUUCAUAUCCCUUCCAUCACCAAUGCCGGCGGGUUUACCAUCACGUCUACGCCUGCAGAUGCUCAAGGCGCCUCGGCGCACGUGGAACUAGCUGUGCAAGACUCACCUUCUAAUCCUGCUGCCGCAUGGCUAUGGAAACCAGAAAGAGAGAUCAUCAAUCAAGAAGUCAACAUCCGCGUUGGCGGAAGCUUCACCUGGCCACCAAGUGGGAUUGAAUCUAGCCUCGUCAAAAACGUUCUUUUAGUCGCCGGCGGAGUGGGUAUCAAUCCGCUUAUAUCCAUUCUCUCCCAUCUUCACAAUGAGUGGCAGGGUCCUCACCAACUCAGUAUUCACUUCUUAUAUUCCAGCCGUCUGCCUCAAGGACACGAAUCUUUACCUCUGGGAACAAUCCUAGAUCAAAUCCUAUUCGUUCCACGCAUACGGGAAAUCUUAAAAUCCCAAAAACAGUCUCGAAAGCUGAAUAUCUCGCUGCAACUUUUCCUUACUGAUCUACCCGCGGGGAGACUCUCGCAAGACGGGUUGACGGAUUUUACGAUACACUCGAGGAGAAUCAACAAGCAGGAUAUCGAUGCCGUCGUGGCAGGUGGUGAUCCAAGUCAAACCGUAUCCUACAUUUGCGGACCACCCAGCAUGACAGAUGAAAUGGUCGAAGUGCUAAACGGGGUUCUCGGACGAGAUGGGAGAAAGAGAGUCUUCUACGAGAAGUGGUGGUAA
Penicillium chermesinum is the source of this 909-nucleotide messenger RNA. Its product is annotated as FAD-dependent oxidoreductase. NCBI's taxonomy places the organism in Eukaryota, Fungi, Ascomycota, Eurotiomycetes, Eurotiales, Aspergillaceae. Gene Ontology annotation, cellular component: mitochondrion. The transcript has 3 exons. The record is from RefSeq and is a predicted model, not a curated record. Bases 1 to 909 code for a protein of 302 amino acids. Gene Ontology annotation, molecular function: oxidoreductase activity.